AUGACGGAACCAGGUGUCAUGGAGCUUGCGUCGACACUGCAGUUUGGCUCCAUCAAGCGCCACCCUUCACCGCGACACGACCUCAAUCCAUCGACCGCCGCGUCCAAGAGGCAGCCCGUCACGCUCGACAAGAACACCGACAUCGACUCUGACAUUGACGAAGAUGAGAUACCCAUCAGCGUCCUCAGCCCCGUACCGCGCAAGCAGACGAUGCCGCCACUGCCCGACCUGCGAUUCGAACAGAGCUAUCUCAAGAGCAUCGAGAAGGCAGAGUCAUGGCAGGGCGUAGCAUGGAUCACGUUGCGGGACCAGGUCCUCAUGUGCUUCGCGCAGGGCGUGGUGUGGACCCUCAUCCUCAGCGGCUGGCGGCAUUGGAACAGGUCGGCCAAGUUCAGCGGGCAGAGCGUCGGCGCGAAGAUACGGCGGUGGUGGUGGGGCGUCAACAACUGGACUAUCCCCGAUGCCAAGUCGAAGCUGAAGGACACGAAGCUGGCCAAGAGUGUAUCAGAGUACUACAAGGGCGAGUUCUCAAACGCUGCCCAAGACUAG
This is a messenger RNA of Didymella exigua CBS 183.55, 549 nucleotides long. Its product is annotated as DUF1770-domain-containing protein. The transcript is spliced from 3 exons. Gene Ontology annotation, molecular function: mitochondrion autophagosome adaptor activity. The coding region runs from base 1 to 549 and encodes 182 amino acids. The record is from RefSeq and is a predicted model, not a curated record. Gene Ontology annotation, biological process: mitophagy. Lineage: Eukaryota; Fungi; Ascomycota; Dothideomycetes; Pleosporales; Didymellaceae.